Messenger RNA from Entamoeba invadens IP1, 458 nucleotides. Its product is annotated as protein phsophatase-2A, putative. The record is from RefSeq and is a predicted model, not a curated record. Gene Ontology annotation, biological process: peptidyl-serine dephosphorylation; G1/S transition of mitotic cell cycle. The annotation marks the transcript as partial. Gene Ontology annotation, molecular function: protein serine/threonine phosphatase activity. Lineage: Eukaryota; Evosea; Mastigamoebida; Endamoebidae. Gene Ontology annotation, cellular component: cytoplasm. The transcript has a single exon.
AUGGAUGUUGAUGAAUGUAUCACACAAAUAAAGCACGGCUGUUUGCUGCCCGACCACACGAUUCUUGAGCUGUGUUUUCUUUCAAAGUCGUUGUUAUGUCUUGAAUCGAAUGUUGUUGCGAUAACAUCGCCAGUCACAGUCUGUGGGUGCAUUCAUGGGCAGCUCCACGACUUGCUCCAUCUCAUUGAAAUAAAUGGGCAACUUCCCGAUGUGCAGUAUCUGUUUCUUGGCAAUUACGUUGGCAGAGGCGCACAUCAAAUUGAGACAGUGUGCCUUCUUCUCCUCAUGAAAGUGAAGUACCCAGACAGAAUCCAUCUUUUGAGGGGAAACCACGAGACAUGGACAAUGUCACAGUCGUAUGGGUUGUACGACGAGUGCAUCAAGAAGUAUGGCAGCACACACUGUGGUCACUCUUCAACAGUUUGUUUGACGUUCUCCCGUUGUCUGCUGUCAUCGAC